Molecule: messenger RNA, 1143 nt
Organism: Schistosoma bovis
Lineage: Eukaryota; Metazoa; Platyhelminthes; Trematoda; Strigeidida; Schistosomatidae
Source: the annotation of a GenBank genome assembly
AUGAAUACAUCAUCAAAAUCCGAUAAUUUUCUUGCACAAUUUAAAGAUAUUAAUUCAAAUUCAUUAAAAUAUUUUACUGCUGCACAAUUUGUUGAAGUAUGGAAUCAUUAUGAUACUGAUGGCAAUGGUUAUAUUGAAGGUUCAGAAUUGGAUAAUUUUCUACGUGAAUUCAUCUAUAGUGUAUUUUCUGAAGAAUUAGGAAAUGAGACAAUACCUAGCGAUGAGUUGGAAUUAAUGAAAAAAGAAUUUAUGGAGGCAUUCGAUGAAAAUUCUGACAAUCGAAUUGAGCUUACUGAAAUGGCUAAAAUUUUACCAACUGAAGAAAAUUUUAUUCUGUUGUUUCAUCGGGAUAAUCCAUUGGAUUCAAGUGUUGAAUUUAUGAGAGUGUGGAAACGUUUUGAUAAAGAUAGAAGUGGAUAUAUUGAAGCUGAUGAAUUGAAAUCAUUUCUUCUACACUUACUGAAAGAAGCAAAACCGGAAACUAAUAUUGAAGAAGGAAAAUUAAUUGAGUAUACUUCAUCCAUCCUCCAGUUAUUCGAUCAAAAUAAAGAUGGUAAACUUCAACUCAGUGAAAUGGCAAGACUACUUCCUGUUAAAGAGAAUUAUUUAUGCAGACCAAUUUUCAAGAAUGCUUCGAAAAUUACAUCAGCUGAUAUUGAUCGAGCAUUUUCACUUUAUGAUCUUAGGUAUACGAUGAACUCUCCUGAUCCAUGGUAACUAUUUCCAAUUAUAAUUUAAAGAUAUCCUAGUAAUCGCUAUAAAUUUCAAGUACUAAGUUCAAAGUAAACGGUCUACAUUUCAAGCAUUAAUCUAUUCAUGAAAUAGAAUAAUAAUUAUCCAAUACUGUCGGUGACGUUUGUCUUACACUAGACAUUGCUGAACUCUAUUUAUCACGGCUUUUGACUAGAAAUUUAACGCUUCAGUGCUAGUCAUUAUCAGGUAAAGGUUUGUUGUUAAUUUAAAUCAUCAAAUUCAUCGUACAUUAACUAGUGACCAUCAUUGUUCUAAUUUAAGCUCAUAAAAAGUGCAGAAUGAUACUAUUGCAUUGAAAUGGUUGUUGCUGAUAGAUUUAGAUAAUCGAUACUUAUGACGACUGACUUACUAACAAUGUCAUUGGUGAUCAUUGUUCUAUGAUUUCUCAAC